Molecule: messenger RNA, 756 nt
Organism: Dentiscutata erythropus
Lineage: Eukaryota; Fungi; Glomeromycota; Glomeromycetes; Diversisporales; Gigasporaceae
Source: the annotation of a GenBank genome assembly
AUGGUAAAUGCAAAUGAAUGGUUAAAUGAAAAAAUUCCAAAGGACCAAAGAGCACAGGCAGCUCAACUUCAUAUCUACAAAAAUUGUCAAAACGGUCAUACUACGUAUUCUAAUGGUUGUAAUUAUUGCAAUAAUAGAAACAAAAAUCCUCAUUCAGGCCCCCCAAAUUAUCAAUUCUACAAUACUACUUUGGAAGGAGAGUUAGAUCUUAAUGACUUUGUUAAUUUGCAGUACCUAUAUCUCCACGGUACUGGACAGGGUCAGAAACAGCAACAAAUGAUAACUAAUUUAAAGAUCGAUAAAUGCAAUAAGUUAAUUUAUCUACAAAUUUGGAAUACUCCUGCUUCCAAUAUAAAGGUUGGAGAAUAUAAACAACUAAUUGCCGAUUGUAAUAGGUUAAAAAGUCAAGUUGAAGAGUUAACUAGUGUUAUUCGAAAUAUUAAAGGUUCUAAUGUUGGUGAUUUAAAAUUAGCAGCUAAAAAAGUUGAAGAAAAAAAUUUAGAGAAUCAAGUAUCUGUUACUAAAAGUAAAUUGAAUGAAGAUUAUCAAUUGUGGGUGGAUCUUUUACUAGAUACUCAACAAGAAGUUUUACAAAAUGACAACGCUUUUGCUCGAAAACAAUUAGAGAAAGUUAAAAAGAGAUUAUCAAGUGUGCUUACCGCUGAGGAAAUUCAAGAAUUAUUAGGUAAAAUAGUGGAAAUUAAUGAAUUGGAAAUUCAACUAAAUAAUAUCAAAAUUCAAACCGGUGUGUUUUAG